GGAAGCUCGAACUCCUUUCUUCUUCGAAUGUUCCACUUUCUAGAAAGCUGCUAGUAAAAUAAUCAGGAACAGAAACAGUAUCGGUUGCGUUGUGAAAUUGGCCGUCGUUCUCUUUGUUUAACUAUCGUUUAUUGUUACAUUGAACCAGCUUUAUUUCUUUCAAUCAUUACUCUUUGUUCAAUAUGCUUGGUAAGGAAACUUCAACCAGAGCAUGAACCUCUCUCAGACUCUCUUGUCUAGAUUGACAACAAUUACUUCAAUAGCAGUGAGUUCAACAUCGAGGAUCAAACCUUCAAACAUCCUGAAGUCCAAUCAACUUCUUGAUAUCCUAACAAAUUUGACGCAUUUGACUCUCAUCCCACCCACUACAAAAUGACAUCCCGCUCCUCUCCCGCUCCCAAUACCAAAUCCGACACCCAAUGGCUGCACGAUCUCGGCUACCCCACCGGUUUCCAAUCCUUCAAACUCGACUACGGCUUCUCGCUCGACGACGCACAGGAUCAUCUCGACGCUCUAACUCUCUUCCAUCAAUUCCGCACCGAACAGCAAGAAAUGUGGGAAAAGAGACAUCCCUCACAUACACUCUCACACUCAUACUCAUACUCACAUUCGCAUUCGCAUUCACAAUCCACAAAAACAGAAACAGAAACCGAUACAAAGACUGAAACCAAAACCGAUGUAAAAACUAACGCAAAAUCAAAAUCGUCAUCAAAACUAGUCCUCAGAGAUUCACACACACAUACAAGAACAAACGUGUCCGUUUAUGCCUUUGGCGAAUCUACCGAUGAAGCAGAGGAGUAACGUAACGUAUGAAGAUAUAUAUGGGAGUAGAGAAAUAAUAGGGCUGAGAAGCGAUCGGGAAGGGAAAAGGAAAUUCCACUACGCUCUUUUCUCUUCGCUCUGCGCGUUGAACACUUUCGUCGAUGGAAAUCGAGAUGUUUUUUUAACUUUUUAGCUUUUUAGCUUUUUAACUUUUUAACUUUUUAACUUUUUAACUUUUUAACUUUUUA
Messenger RNA from Botrytis deweyae, 1010 nucleotides. RefSeq lists its product as uncharacterized. The transcript is spliced from 2 exons. The record is from RefSeq and is a predicted model, not a curated record. NCBI's taxonomy places the organism in Eukaryota, Fungi, Ascomycota, Leotiomycetes, Helotiales, Sclerotiniaceae. The coding region runs from base 373 to 801 and encodes 142 amino acids.